Messenger RNA from Mesorhabditis spiculigera, 1083 nucleotides. NCBI's taxonomy places the organism in Eukaryota, Metazoa, Nematoda, Chromadorea, Rhabditida, Rhabditidae. The record is from the annotation of a GenBank genome assembly.
AUGUCGUCGAAAAUUCGCAUUUUAUUCCCCCGGAAUCCGCCGGACGUUUUUGACGACUGUAAGGAGUUUCCGACAUAUGCGCCAACGAUUGAAUGUCUGUUUCCGGGCUGGACGCUGGAGAUAAUUAUGACCAUUUCGCAAGCCCUGCAGCUUACUGUAGAGCCGGUUUUUAUGGAGGGCGCCGUCGGUGAAGUCAAUUGGGGAACUUUGGCGAACGGAAGCUGGGAGGGUGCAUUACAAUAUCUACAACAAGAUAAAGUGGACGUGAUCGCGCUGCUUUUUCAACAAACCGACGUGCGGGCGCAGUAUUUCGAUUAUUCGUAUCCGGUUACAUAUAUCCAACAAGUCCUAAACGUCCGCGAAAUCGAUGCCACCGGCCGUUUCCUGUUGAUAAUCUUCGGCGUCGGCCAUCUCAUUCUAUUCCUCGGUUUAUAUCAAAGCUAUUUAAUUUCCGCGUUGCUCCAAGAUACAGUAACCCUACCAUUUAAGGACCUAAACGAGAUGAUUCAAUCAGUCAGUGACGGUCAUUACCAGGCUGUGAAGAUACAGAAUGGGAAUUGGAUUUUCUCGGACAUCGAAGUGAGCCCAUUUUUCGAGUCGAUGCGCUCGGCACUAAAGUUGAAUCCCUGGGCGACUGUCAAGGACAGUUUUGCCGGAAUCGAUCUGUUAGAAACGGGAAAAUACGUAAUGUUUAACCAAAUCGACGCCUAUUCCGCACUGUACGUCAGCCAAAAAUGCGAUUUGCUGACGAUUAGCGAAGGUCUUCCCCAAAAAUCGGCCCAUUUUCUCUUCCAGCGUGGCUCCGAAUUUCUGGCCAAAUUUAAUAAGCAAAUUAUCAUGCAACAAUCCUUCAUCCUGCGCACCUACAACAAAUACUUUGACUCGGGCUUCAAGCUGUCUCGGCGGAGCGAUUGCCACGAGUCCUCAGGAAAUACUGGCGAUUUUAAAGUUUUGGGCGUCAUGGACUGCAUCGGACUGUUCGUGGUUUUGCUGAUCGGCUGGGCUGCGGCCCCCUUCGUUUUCAUUGCCGAAAUCUUUGUGUUUAAGUUCGUUGCCCGGAAAGUGACCGGAAGGCCGAAGUUA